Molecule: messenger RNA, 1377 nt
Organism: Iphiclides podalirius (scarce swallowtail)
Lineage: Eukaryota; Metazoa; Arthropoda; Insecta; Lepidoptera; Papilionidae
Source: the annotation of a GenBank genome assembly
AUGCCUCCAAAAGGAAAAGGUGGAGCGAAGAAGGCUCCUGCUAUCGUUAUUGAUGGAGUGGAUACAUCGGAGAUGACUAGAGAGAAACUCGAGCAGUUCACCCUUAGGGUGAAAGCGGAAUUAGACAAGGAAAGGGAAGAGCGAAACUAUUUCCAAUUGGAACGUGACAAGAUUCGCACAUUCUGGGAAAUAACACGGCAGCAGUUGGAGGAGGCGAAAGCGGAACUGAGAAACAGAGAGAGGGCAACGGAAGAAGCUCGAGAGGAGAACGAGGCCCUUCUAGAGACUGAGAAGCAGAAGAUUAAGCAUUUGAAAUACGAACAGCAGGCAGCAGCAGCCGCUCUGCGGGCGGAGAAUCUGGUAGCACUGAAGGCAGCAAAAGAGGAACAUGCAGAGCAAGAGUUGGAGCUAUUAAACGACAAGCGGAAGAUAAGGCAGGAGAUGAGGGAGAAAGUGCUGGCCGCUCAGGAUGAAUUAAGAAGAGCGAAAUUGAUACACGCCGAGGAACUGUCCAAAGCCAGGGACGUUUUUCAGGAAAGAGCGCGUCAAAUAGAAGAUAAGGCAGAAAAGAAACUCCAAGAGACGAAAGCCGAGUUGACAGUAAAGCACAGAACGGAACUAGCGGAAGUAGAAGAGAGGAAGAAUAAGCAACUGUCAGAUUUGAUACAGCAUCACGAGCGAGCUUUUGCCGACUUGAAGAACUAUUAUAACGACAUAACACUUAAUAACUUGGGUCUAAUUAGUAGCAUCAAACAGCAAAUGGAGGAGAUGCAGAAGGUUAAAGAGAGAGCGGAAAAGAUUGCUAAGGACGCAAUAGCAGAAGCGAAGAGUCUGCGGGAGCCAUUAGAGGCUGCGAUAUUGGAUAACAAAGAGCUUAAGCGACAAAUGUCAAAUUACGAUAGGGACAAAGCUGCUUUAGCUGCGAAGACCAAACAGCUGGCAUCGCUGUCCAAGCAGUUCGAAGUGCUCAAAUGGGAGUACGAGGUGCUUCAGGUGCGGUUCGACGGGAUGCAGUCGGAACGGGACGAGCUGAGGGCCAGGUUCUCGAGGGCGGUGCUCGAGGUGCAGCAGAGGGUGUCACUGAAGGCCACGUUGCUGGAGGCGAAGCUGAAGAAUAUGGAGGCUAGGGACUUAGGCCCGAAGGAGAUACACGACUUGUUGAAGCUGAAAGACACCCAGAUAGACGACCUCCAUUACGAGGCGGCGCGGCUACGUAAGGCACACGACGACCUCCUUGCGACAUAUGAGGCCAAGCUUACAAAACUCGGCGUCCCACUUGAAGAGUUAGGGUUCAAACCAUUACGAGCGGUGGCAGUGGCCGGUAUUUCUCCGGUAUUGGGCCAAGGACCGGCUGGAUUGGUAGCCGACGACAAGUUG